CUCGCCUUUCCUAUGAGCUUGUAUAUGAUAAGAACAGCUUAUAGUUGUGUGCGUGAAAAACAAGGUUACUGUUUUCCAAUGGCAUCUUAUAAACCGGUCUCGCAUGUGCUUUUCGACAUGGACGGGUUGUUGUUAGAUACAGAGAGGUUGUACACGGUCUCUUUCCAGGAGAUCUGUGAUCGGUUUGGGAAGACGUACACAUGGGAGGUCAAAUCCACAGUGAUGGGAAAGAAGGCGUUGGACGCGGCCAGGAUCAUCCGAGACUCUCUGGAACUGCCCAUGACGAGCGAGGAGCUGCUGGAAGAGAGCAGAACAAUACAGGAACGUCUUUUCCCCUCCGCUUCGCUGAUGCCAGGUGUGGAGAAGCUGGUCACACAUCUCCAUAAGCACAAAAUCCCCAUCGCCGUGGCUACCAGCUCGGCCGGCGUGACCUUCCAGAUGAAGACAAGCCGCCAUAAAGACUUCUUCAGCCUGUUCAACCAUGUCGUUCUCGGAGAUGACCCAGAAGUGAAGAAUGGAAAGCCUCAGCCUGACUCGUUCUUGGUGUGUGCCAGCAGGUUUGACCCCCCAGCGAACCCAGAACAGUGUCUGGUUUUCGAAGAUGCACCCAAUGGAGUGAAAGCAGGCUUGGCGGCUGACAUGCAAGUGGUCAUGAUUCCCGAUCAGAACAUGGACCGCAGACUUACAAAGGAAGCAACGCUGCUGCUCGACAGCAUGGAGGACUUCAGACCCGAACUCUUUGGCCUUCCUGCUUACGACUAAACGCCGUUUCAUGCCUCAGCUUUCUCAUAAUCGGUCGAUCUAAAAUGGUAUUAAGCUGUUAUGAGCAGAUGCAUCAAGCUCAGUUCUUAUGAGCCAUGUAAACACUGUUGACGAGUUUGUCAUUGUGAUUUUUUUUUGCUAUGUAAUUAAUACCAGGCUUACACUUGUAUUAGGUUUCAUUUUCGUUUGUACUUGGAGAUGUUUCAAGGGAUGAACUGAAAAGAAGAGACACUUACAACGUACAGUUCAAUCUCAUAAUCAAUAUAAAGAAAACGAAAACAAUGCUCUGUUUGUCUAUUAUGAUUCAGAACAAAGUGUAGUAGUUUGGCCGUGCUCGUUAUGCUUUGCUGGAAAUUCGAUCGAACGCGAGCGUAAUCUGAUUGGUACAGCUCAGUGAGCCAAUCACAAGCCUUGAUCUCUCAGCGCACUCAUUAUGCGCUCUCAGCGCCGACGGCUUGAAUGGCACCCAAACUGAUUUUGAUUAUGCCGCUCAAUUAGGCGCAAUCAAGCCAUUAGGCCACAUCGACCUUUUUUUCCUCUUGCACUUUACCCCCCUCUUUGCUAAAUUAGUCACGGUAAUGGUUUACUUCUAUAUUUAACACAUCAAUGAUACGUUGUCCAAAGGCAGUGUAAAUCCUCAAUUAUCGUCAUGUACAUAAUCAAACGUUUCAUUUAUCCUUGUUUCCAUUUUUCCUGUUAAGUCAGGUAGCAAAGCAUUCCUAAUUCUCAUUCGUUUGAUUUUUAUUCUUUUUUUUUUUUUUUUUUUCAUUAAACUGCUUUUUCGGCUCUUCAACACCCAGAGGGUUUUAUUAAAAUGCCAAAGACAUUUUAAAGUUCCAUGCAGCGUAAUCCAAUAAAAAGGAUCUGAGCGACCGGGCAUCUUUCAUACCUUGGUUAGGCUGCUGUACGUCGCUCUUCUCCCCUCGGAGGGGUCCGAGACACUGUCUGCUCUCUCUGUGAGAACCCUCAGGGAUGAAACACAUUUCCAUCUUCUCUUUUUUACUCUGUGUAGGUUAUGGAUCUUUCAUCUUCUCAUCCUUAAAGACGAGGUGGGGGUUGAGGGUGGGGUUCUGGAAGGCUUGUUCUUCAGCGUGAUUCUUACCCAUGGGUCUUUUACAUGCUGUUCUGCACAGGAAACCUGAAGGCAGGGGUUUGAAGUGCAAGAGCUGCCUGAGUGUGUGUGUGUGUGUGUGUGUGUGUGUGUUUGGGUUGGAGCACAAAAAAUCUGUAUCUUCAUGAAGAACAGAUCUGCAACACGAAGUGAACAAAACGUCCUGGCUCGAAGAGUGUUUGAAACAAUGAAGUG
Messenger RNA from Ictalurus furcatus (blue catfish), 2068 nucleotides. It is a transcript of the gene pudp, whose product is annotated as pseudouridine 5'-phosphatase. The transcript has 4 exons. NCBI's taxonomy places the organism in Eukaryota, Metazoa, Chordata, Actinopteri, Siluriformes, Ictaluridae. Gene Ontology annotation, molecular function: phosphatase activity. The record is from RefSeq and is a predicted model, not a curated record. Bases 13 to 762 code for a protein of 249 amino acids.